Sphaerodactylus townsendi is the source of this 863-nucleotide messenger RNA. It is a transcript of the gene MGST1, whose product is annotated as microsomal glutathione S-transferase 1. The transcript has 4 exons. Gene Ontology annotation, molecular function: glutathione transferase activity. Gene Ontology annotation, cellular component: mitochondrion; membrane. The record is from RefSeq and is a predicted model, not a curated record. The coding region runs from base 128 to 601 and encodes 157 amino acids. Lineage: Eukaryota; Metazoa; Chordata; Lepidosauria; Squamata; Sphaerodactylidae.
GGCCGAGCCAGGAAGCUUAAAGAGAGAGGAGGGGGAAAGAGAGCCGAGCCUGGGAACAUUUUCAUCUCCCACCCCGCGUGCACGGAGCAGCAAAAGCAGCGAGCAAAAGGUCUUUAAAAAAGAAGUCAUGACGCUAACGGAUCUUAAGGAAUUCAUUGAUAUGGAGUUGAUUUUGGUUCAUGCCAAAUAUAUGGUCUUGCUCAUGGUAAAAAUGAUGCUGAUGAGUCUCCUGACAGCGUUCUAUCGAAUGAGGAAUAAGGCAUUUACUAACCCUGAAGAUACCUCAUCGUUUGGGAAAGGAGAGCAAGCGAAAAAGUAUUUGCGGACUGAUUCAGAUGUGGAGCGCGUGCGCAGAAUUCACCUCAAUGACCUGGAGAACAUCGUUCCAUUUGCGAUCAUUGGGUUUUUCUACUGCGUCAGUGGCGUUCCCUACUCCACAGCGCUGCUGCACUACCGGCUCUUUUUUGGAGCGAGGGUCUUUCACACCAUUGCCUAUUUCAUACCUCUUCCCCAACCCUGUAGAGGAUUGUCUUGGUUAGUCGGUUACUUAGUGACCUUCUCGAUGGCGUACAGGCUGUUGACGGUCAGCUUGUCUCUGUGAUGGAAAAGGGCAUUGCGAUUGCCCUAAACAGCAUAGUUUUUUGAAAAUCCCUGCUUUCCACGAACGAUUUCCAUAUUGCUGCUUCUGCUGCGGAGUCCCUGAAUGUCUGUCAUAAACCCUAGCAGCUGCCUCUGGGCACGUUUAAGUACACGCCCCAUUCAGCGAGGAGUAAAUCAGGCGUUUCACACCUCACUGUUGACCCAUUCUGACACGGGUGUGACGUAGAACACACCCUGUGUUUCCCUCCCAGACAGAGAUCAUG